Molecule: messenger RNA, 666 nt
Organism: Aegilops tauschii subsp. strangulata
Lineage: Eukaryota; Viridiplantae; Streptophyta; Magnoliopsida; Poales; Poaceae
Source: RefSeq, a predicted model, not a curated record
AUGAAUAGUACAAGGCACAGCCCAACUCACCUCAUCCUCUUCUUCCUGUUCACAGCACACCCCGUGGACGAUCUGAGCACGUCCAUGGAUGCCAUCCCCUGUUCCCCUCACUCUCAUUUUCCUCCUCGUUUUCGUCUCCACCGAAGCAGAGUCGCCGCCUUGCCUUCGUCGAUCCCGCGGCCACCGGCCUCCACUCUCCGCGCCAAGAGGUCCAAGAGCUCCGUCAUCCUCGACUACGUCGCAUCCGUACCAGGGAACCACGAGGACCACGCUACACCGACGGGAUCGAGCGUCUUCCUCAUCUACGGCCGUCACUGCCCCGCGCCCGAUUUGCCUCACCGGAGCUUCUCCGCCUCGCCGGACACGUCCUCUGCCUCACCCUGUGAGCGGCACCCCCAUUCCCCUCGCCCCCCUUCGUUCGUCGCUCCAUUGCGCCGCCCCGUGCCAUCCACGUUUACUCCAGUGGCCGCGGUCCUCGCGACCGCACCCAACAACCAGCCCGCGUCUAGUCCACGCCCCUGGCGUGACCUGCGCCCGCCCGCGCGUGCGGCCUCCGCGCCCACGCCGCGCCCCACUGUCCUCGCCGACAUUGCAUGUCGCCCACGCCCGCAUGCUGCUUCGUGCUGCCUUGCGAGCUGCUACCACUCCUCCCCUGCUGCUCGCUAG